UUCAGUCGGAAACUGAACGUCGCGAACGCCGCCGCCAUCCAAAAUUGUCGCUGCCAAAGUCGCGACAACUUGCAACACCUUUAAACCAACAUACCAGCAAUAUCAUAAUCAAAAUCAUAUAACCAAUCGAAAUCGAAAUCGAAGUUCAUCUGUUAAAAAGAAUUCAAGGAAAUCAAACCGUGUCACUUUUUUAUUAUUUUGUAUAUUUUUUUUUUUGGAAUUUUUUACUGUGCGUGCAUCGGCAUAAACAUUGGAAUCGCCAGCUGGUGGCAUCAAAAAGCUGGAGAGGUGGUGCUAAUCCCAUAAAGAGCACAAUAAAAUCAGCGAAAGUUGCAAAAUGCAUUCCACGGCAUGCGGCGUAGGUGCCUCGGCCACAAAUCUCUCAACACUGCAAUCCUCCAGCACAGCGGGGACGGGAACAGGAACAGGAGCCGGUGCAGGAGCAGCAGCGGAUGCCCACAAAAUGGUGCACCAUAGCAACGAGGAUGCCAUGAACAAGAUUCCACUGAAGUCCGCCGGAGGAUUGGACUCGGACGAGGAGAAGAAUGGAGGCGAACUUAUGCAGGACACAGCUGCCGCCGAAGAGGCGCGACGCGAACAGAUGCGCGUCAAGGUCUUGGCCUGGAUGAAGAAGCUGACCAUCGUGCUGAUCUGUUUUAUUGGCAUCGCCCUCAUUAGCUACGUGAUCAUCAGCCUGUGUUUCAGUGACUGGCCAAAAUCGACGCCAAAUAGAAACAGCACCACAACAACAACAACAACGACGACGACAACAACAACCACAGAGUCAGCAAUAGCAACAACAGCAACAGAAAUUGCAAUUGCACUUGCAACGGCAACAGAAAUUGCAAGUAGCUCAGCACCACCAAUAGCACCGGCAACAGCAACAACAAUAGCACCAUCAGCAACAGCAAUUAGCACCAACAACACCACCACAACAGCAACAACAACAAGUACAACACAACAACCACCACCAACAACAACAACAACAAGCAGAACAGAAAGCAAUCCCAGCCCCACACUUAAAACAUUUCAUUUAACAGAUGAGCAACAGCAACAGGAAACGGAAACGGAGACCGGAACCGAAAGUAUUGACAACCUAAAUCUGAGAGUAUCAACACCAUCAGACGACAACCAGCCCAAUGUGGCUGCUUCAACAGCGGCAACCACAGCAGAACCACCCGCCUGGCUGAAAGAACAGAUCAGGAUCGAUACCAGUGAGCACUACGAGUCGGUACUCGGGGCCUAUCAGCAUGGAGCUGUGAGCUCUGAUAAUCUCGAGUGCAGCAAGAUCGGAAGUGGGAUCCUUCAGAAGAAUGGCAGUGCUGUGGACGCAGCGAUCGCCGCUCUUCUCUGCAAUGGACUAUUGACCUUGCAGAGCAUGGGCAUCGGUGGCGGCCACAUGAUGAACGUUUACCAGCGGGAUAAGCGGCAUGCCACCGCCAUCGAUGCUCGGGAAGUAGCUCCAUAUGAUACUGAUGAGAAUACGUUCGACAAGAAUCCGGAGCAGUCGUUCAAGGGACCGUUAAGCAUCGCUGUGCCGGGCGAGGUGAUGGGCUAUUAUGUGGCUCAUGAGAAAUUUGGACAGCUGCCUUGGUCAGAUCUGGUGGCACCAUCGCUGAACCUGUGCGAGAAGGGUUACCAUGUCUCGCAGCACAUGGAACGGGCUCUUGAUGCCGCUUUGCCGUUCAUCAAGAAGCACGAGCAGUACCAAAUCUAUUUGAAUGGGGAAACGGGUAAGCCACAUGCGGCCGGAACCGUUGUGAAGCCACCAAAGAAUCUCUGCAAGACGUACAAACUUUUGGCCGAAAACGGGCCGUUGGACCUGUACAAUGGAACUUUGGCCAAGAUGCUGGUUGAUGACCUAAAAGAUAUUGGCAGUGUUAUUGUAGCCGAUGAUUUGGAGGCUUACCAGGCCGAUGUGAUGAAUUCGAUCACCAUGGAUUUGGGUGACGACACACUGUAUGUGGUCCCACCAGUCAGUUCCGGUUCGUUGGUGGCCCACACAUUGGCCAUCCUGCAGGGCUAUAAUUUUACAGAACAGGAUCUGGCCACCGAGGAGUCGAGGGCCCUUACUAUCCAUCGAUUUGUCGAGGCCAUGAAGUUUGCCUUUGCUCAGCGCCCGGAAUUGGGCGAUAUGCAUUUCAUCGAUGCUCGAGAAAUUGUCAGCCAACUGAAUAGUCCGGACUUUGGUGACCAGAACCGUGCCAAGAUCAACGACUCCCAUGUCCUGCCCGAUGCUUAUGCGUAUGGUGCUACAUCUGCGACUAACGAGGAUCUCGAUGGUACUUCGAAUCUGGUUGUUUUGGCACCCAACGGAGAUGCCGUCUCUGUGACCAGCUCUAUAAAUGCCUAUUUUGGAUCCGGACUGAUUGGACCUCGGACAGGCAUUGUGCUAAACAACGGGAUGAACGACUUUUCGGUGCAGAACAAUUACUUUGGAUUCCCGGAGGCGCAGACGAAUAAGAUAGCUGCUCACAAGCGGGCGAUGUCCUCGCAAUCGCCAGUCCUGCUGGCUGACAGUUCUGGUGAUAUGCGUAUGGUCAUCGGAGCAGCCGGUGGCAGCAGGAUCAUUCCAGCCGUGGUUGAGGUGAUCGCCAAUGUAUUGUGGUUUGGUGAUGAUCUGCGCAAGGCAGUUGAUGCGCCCCGGUUCUAUCAUCAACUGCUGCCCGAUGUCCUGGAAUACGAAGACAGUGGAUUUCCGGAUACAUUGCUAAAAUUGCUGGCCAAACGGGGUCACAAGUUGAAGGUCGUGUCCAGGACCAAGGGAUCGAUCGUUACGGCCAUUUCAAGGAAUGCCACAGCCAUCUAUGCAAAUGCUGAUUAUCGUAAACGUGGCGGAGUUGCAGGUUUCUAGGGUGUUUAAAGAAGUCCACCCACUCAACCACCCAUUCACUCACACACACCCACACACGCCACACACACAUACAUAUACUGCAUUGAGAUUAGAGCAGAUAUGCCCAAGAAAUAAGAGAAGAAUUUCCAUGAAAAAAGCAAACAAAGAAAACUAUUGGGCCAAUCUGGUUUAGAGAGUGGUAAAGCCGAUCGAUUCGCAUCAAGUGAAAGUAUUUAAGCUAGCUAUGUCUUUUUUACAUACUAUGUAUAUCGUACGUUAUAUAAAUUUAUAUGCUACUACCUAACUACUACCUUAUACAAUAAAAAAAAAAGAAAACAAAACAGAAAA
Drosophila eugracilis is the source of this 3181-nucleotide messenger RNA. Its product is annotated as glutathione hydrolase 1 proenzyme. Lineage: Eukaryota; Metazoa; Arthropoda; Insecta; Diptera; Drosophilidae. Gene Ontology annotation, biological process: glutathione catabolic process. Gene Ontology annotation, cellular component: plasma membrane. The coding region runs from base 338 to 2854 and encodes 838 amino acids. Gene Ontology annotation, molecular function: glutathione gamma-glutamate hydrolase. The record is from RefSeq and is a predicted model, not a curated record. The transcript is spliced from 7 exons.